Messenger RNA from Beta vulgaris subsp. vulgaris (sugar beet), 1271 nucleotides. RefSeq lists its product as hypothetical. NCBI's taxonomy places the organism in Eukaryota, Viridiplantae, Streptophyta, Magnoliopsida, Caryophyllales, Amaranthaceae. The record is from RefSeq and is a predicted model, not a curated record. The transcript is spliced from 4 exons. Bases 358 to 1167 code for a protein of 269 amino acids.
UGUCAUUUGAAAUCCAAACCUCACUCUUCAUCCACACAAUCACGAUACAACUUCGUUACUCAUUUUCUCUCUCUUCCAUUGGAGAUUUUUCGAGCUUUCUCUCUCCUCGUUGUCUGGUUUCACGAUUCUUCGGUUUCUGUUUUGAUGGUCUCCCUCAAGCUUUCUCUCUCCUCAACACAUCGCGAGCUUUCUCUCUCUUCAACACAUCGCGAGCUUUCUCUCUCCCCCUACAUUGCGAAAUCUUAUUUUUAAGAUAGAGAGACCAACAAGGAAACCCAGAUAGCAGAUAUAAAAGGAGAAAGGUAUUCAUGAAGCUUUUUCAAGUUGCUAAGAAUUUCAGUUGCUAUCAUUGGAACAAUGAAUUCCAAAAGACAAGGCAAAGAACCUAUGGGUCCUCCACGUAAACGGGGAUAUGUUGCGUGGAAUCGCCAAAUGGAUGUGAUUCUUACUUCCACAUUAUAUGAGCAAAUUAACGAAGGGAACAAGGGUGAUGGGGAUUUCAAGUCCCAAGCGUAUCAAGCCGUGGUGGACAAAUUAAGGGUUGAACUGAAUAUAUCUGUGACUGUGGAUCAUGUUAGGAACCGAAUUAGGGUUUGGAAGAGGCACUAUGCUACUAUUUCUGAAAUUCGAGCUUACACAAAAUUCAAGUGGGAUGAAGAAAAGAAGAUGGUGGUGAUCCCUCUAGAAGAGCUUGAUGAAUGGAAAAAAUAUUGUCAGGAAAAUCCUAAUGCCUCUGGAUACUUGAACAAGUGUAUUGAUAAUUGGGACGACAUAGUGACUUUGUUUGCUUUGGAUAGAGCAACCGGUGAUGGGGCAGAGCAGCACGAGGAGUCCGCUGCUGCUAUGGACACUGAAAUUGAAGGAGGGAGUACAUCGGAGACUUCUUCCGGAGGGUCAAACAAGAAGCUCAAGAGGGAUCGUCUUGCGGAUGCUGUUAGUAGUUUUGCGGAUUCUUUCAGAGAGUAUGUGAAUAAAGCGCAAGGCCCUCCGAAACCGAGUUCCCAAGAGAUAUACGACGUAGUCUCUAGCGUUCUUGGGCUUUCGGGUCAACAGGUGCUUCAAGCUGUCAAGAGGUUUGUGAAUGGGCCGGUGGAUGAGUUCGAUAUGUUAAAACAUCUACCGGAGGAGCAAAAGUUAGACUGGAUUUUAUUAUGUAUUAGUGAUUAGUAGUUCUAUUUUGUUGGUUGUAGGAUCGAAUUACAAUUCCAAACUUUAACUUUGUUUGCCAAACAGUAUUUGAAUUUGAAAUUCAACAUUUGAAAUUCCAUGAA